AGCUCGCUUUUGCUCGCGCGGGUGGGAAAGGGGGAGGGAACGACUGGUUGUCGGAGCGGAUGGCUGGGUUUUAUUCCAUUCUGGGUUCGUGGAGAGGAGAGCGCGUCUCCUCUUUGCCCUCGUCGCUAUCGCUCUUCCACUUUCCCUCCUCUCUUUUCUUGUCCUCUCGCUUCCUCGUCGUCUCUUUUGGCUUCUUCUCGUCCUCCUCCGCGGCCUCUUCCGCGAUCGACGACGCUGGAAUCUGACGCGCGCGGCGGCGGCGGGGAGUGUGGGGUCCGGCGGGGAUCUGGUGAUGGGGGGUGGUGGAUGGAGUACGAGGGCAACGGAGUCCACAUGCACGGCGCGAGGCAGCCAGCGGACGUGACGGAGGGAUCAUCGUCGCUCGAGGAAGAGGCAAUUUGGCAAAUGAAUUUGAGAGGGAGUGAACUGAUGGAAUCUGGACCCUAUCCCAAGCGUCCAGGAGAGCCAGACUGUGCUUAUUACAUCAGGACUGGCCUCUGUAGAUUUGGAAUGACUUGCAAAUUUAACCACCCUCCCAAUAGAAAGAUGGCUAUUGCUGCUGCAAGAAUUAAAGGUGGUUAUCCUGAAAGAGUUGGGCAACCUGAAUGUCAGUAUUACUUGAAGACUGGUACAUGCAAAUUUGGAGCUACAUGCAAAUUUCACCACCCAAAAGAUAAAGCUGGAAUUGCUGGGCGGGUUCAAUUAAACAUUUUAGGCUAUCCACUUCGGCCGAAUGAGAAGGAAUGUGCAUACUAUUUAAGAACUGGACAAUGUAAGUUCGGAAACACUUGUAAAUUUCACCAUCCACAACCUUCUAAUGCGAUGGUUGCAUUACGUGGCUCUUCUGUUUAUUCUCCUGUACAUUCCCCCACAAUCCCUGGUCAGCAGUCUUAUCCUGGGGGAUUGACAAACUGGUCCUUGUCAAGGGCUUCUUUCAUUCCAAGCCCUCGAUGGCAAGGUCCUUCAAGUUAUGCUCAACUGAUUCUUCCUCAGGGGUUGGUUCAAGUUCCUGGGUGGAAUCCAUAUCCUGGGCAGAUGGGGUCUUCAUCUCCAAAGAGCCGACAACAAACACCAGGAGUUGCUGAAUAUUACAGUGCAUCACGCCAAAGUGAAACAAGUGAAGGAGCUCAAGGGACAUUUUCUUCCUAUCGGCUAGGCUCCAUCCCUAUGGGUGUUUAUGCCUUGCAGAGGGAGAAUAUAUUUCCUAACAGGCCUGACCAGCCUGAAUGCCAAUUCUAUAUGAAGACUGGAGAUUGUAAGUUUGGUGCAGCCUGUAGGUUUCAUCAUCCUAGGGAGAGAUUGAUGCCUGUUCCAGAUUGUGUAUUGAGUCCAUUGGGCCUUCCACUUCGUCCCGGGGAACCCUUGUGCAUCUUUUAUUCUCGAUAUGGUAUCUGCAAAUUUGGUCCUAAUUGUAAAUUUGACCAUCCCAUGGGAACUUUCACAUAUGGUUUUCCAGCAUCAUCUACAGCUGAUGUCCCAACCAUUCGGCAUCUGAUGGGAUCAUCAUCAGGACCUCCUGCAUUAACCUUGUCAUCGGAAGGGCCUGCUGAUUCUGGCACAGGGAAGUCCAGAUGACUUUUUCUAUCAGAAUCUCGGCAGAUAGCUACUGGUGAUGAAAAUGUGGAGGCCAAGGCAUAACAUACCAGUUCAAAUGUUGAGCAAGUUUCUUAUUUUUCUUGACCUACAAGGUUAUGAGAAUUGCUCCAUAAAAUGAGUUCCUGUGCUGGAGAAGUACGGUCUUUGCAUGAUGAGUUGGGUCUUUUCAUCUGAAAGUGCAUUCACUUGCCAAGAAAUCCUAAAUUUCAAUUUCCCAAAUUUCCAAUACUUCACCUUGUAGAUCUGCAUCACAUCAUUUUCAAUAGAAAAUAGGAAAUGUUUCCUUGGCAUUGCAAGCCCAUGUGCCUCUUUUAGCAGGGGGUCACUAUUCUUGUUUGUCCUUCCUAGAGAAUAAUUGUUCCAGCUGUACCAAUUCCCUUCUCUCCAUGUCCGUCCCAGUAAUGGCUUCCUGUAAUAUUUUGGUCUGGAUGAUCCGGUCUUUCUUCACUUGUAUCUUCUUGUAAUCACCUGUUACUCUUUUCAGUAGCUGUUCCUUGGUAGAAUUUGGUCUUGUUGAGCUUUGUUUCCACCAUGUGUAGGGUUGUGGGGAAUUUUUUGUUCUCUCUCUCUCUCUCUCUCUCUCUCUCACACACACACACACACCCACAUAUUGUAGGUAGUCAGAGGUCUGUUGCAAAAAUUUUACAUGGGCAGUUCAACACACUAAAAUUUAUAUAUGUUAAAUGCAUGGAAACACUGAAAGGAUCGGACUUGUACCUGAGUAAUGGAAUCAAUAACUGGAUCAGCUGAUUAUUGAAGGAGAUACCUUAUCUGAUUUAAACAGCAUCUUCCAUGGUUCGGCACUUCCUCAGAUGUGAUUAUCUGGUUCGAAACUUUGAGAAUACACAUGCUGUUUCCUUUAAGCUUGUUUGUUGGUUUUUACAUGAGAAAAUAUACAAAUUCUGGUUUAUGGUCCUUCCAACCAGUCAUUUGAAAUUUCAUAGAAUCAGUCAUUAGGACUGAUGGAAAUUUCUAUUGUCAGAUGAACCAUUUAUAUGCAACAUUUUUAUCCAGAGGGCCAUUGUAAGAGUUACCACAAACGUGAGAUACCUUUGUUUUUCUUUGCUGUUUGAUGAAUAAAUUGUAUUUGUGAUUCAUCUUUA
This is a messenger RNA of Elaeis guineensis (African oil palm), 2699 nucleotides long. Its product is annotated as zinc finger CCCH domain-containing protein ZFN-like. The record is from RefSeq and is a predicted model, not a curated record. Lineage: Eukaryota; Viridiplantae; Streptophyta; Magnoliopsida; Arecales; Arecaceae. Gene Ontology annotation, molecular function: metal ion binding; mRNA binding.